Molecule: messenger RNA, 666 nt
Organism: Miscanthus lutarioriparius
Lineage: Eukaryota; Viridiplantae; Streptophyta; Magnoliopsida; Poales; Poaceae
Source: the annotation of a GenBank genome assembly
AUGCCGUUGCCGCCCGGCGACUCCGAGGCGUGCGCGGGCGCCACGGACCGCGCGCUGCGUGCGGCGGGAGCGGCGCUGCCCCGCCCGCCUGGCGGCAACGGGACGUGCGACUUGGCGUUCUGCUACUGCGGGGUGAGGCUGAGGCGGCUGACGUGCGGACCCCCGCCGGCCGAGGGCGGGCUGUGGUCGCCAGCUGACGCGGCGGCGAGGAGGCUGGAGAGGGACUGCGCGCAGCCGGGCGUCCCCGGCUGCUCCAAAUGCCUUCUUGCUCUUACCACGAUAAAGGCCACUAAUCCCGGCGGUGGCGCUGGCGCGGAGGCAGCGGGCAAGAAGAAGCAGACCGCCGGCCGGUCGAGCGAGAGUGACCGGGACUGCGAGCUCAUGGGGCUCAUGUGGCUGCUGCAGCGCAACGCCACGCGCUACGGAGCGACGGCCACGGCCGUGAUCCAGGCCCUGAUGGCCGUGGACGAGGCGUCCGCCGCAGGUGUCGUCGCGGUGGCGGCAGACGCGGGGCCAGCCGCGGCGUGCUCGCUACCCGUGGACGACAUGCCCCUCCCGGCCGAGUACGCGCAGGUCAGCAGGGCCAGCCACGCGCCUCGUGUCUGCUGCUUCCACCUGGUCGUGCUGCUUGCCAUUCUAAGUUUCCGUUUUGUGUACUCGCUGUAG